Molecule: messenger RNA, 2331 nt
Organism: Solea senegalensis (Senegalese sole)
Lineage: Eukaryota; Metazoa; Chordata; Actinopteri; Pleuronectiformes; Soleidae
Product: mastermind-like protein 1
Exons: 2
Coding region: 35-1192 (385 amino acids)
Biological process (GO): positive regulation of transcription of Notch receptor target
Cellular component (GO): nucleoplasm
Molecular function (GO): transcription coactivator activity
Source: RefSeq, a predicted model, not a curated record
ACUUAAAUUCACUGUAAAUACACAGUAAAUUAUAAUGUACUGUUUCUGGUCUGUGCAGGAGAAGCAGCAGCAUCAGAGACGUCUGACCCGUCCUCCACCACAGUACCAGGACCAGCCGGGACAACCGGCCAAUCAGAACCCGUUCCCGCAGCAGCCAGUCAACCAGUUUACAGCAUCCUCUCAGCCAAUGGGCAGCCUCGGCUCCAUGGGAGGCCCCGCCCCUGGCUCCCAGCGUAUGUUCCCUCAGAACCAAGGCAUGAUGGGUAUGAACAUGAGUCAGGGCGGUGGGCCGGCAGGUGGCGUAGCUCCUCCCCCAGGGGCGAGUCAGCCCGACAUAAACCUGUCGUCCUGUGUUGGUGGAGGGGGCAGCGGAGGCGUGGACGUCCAGCAGGUUCUUUAUAACAACAUGAACCUUCACACUAACCACGCAGCGCCGCAGCAGCAGCAGCCGGGUCUGCAGCGCCAGCCUCUUGGCGCCAUGAGCGCCUCCUACAGGCAGAACUUGCUGGCUCAGCAGCAGCAGCAGCAGCACCUGAAGACGCAGCCGAACGCCGCCAUGCUCAAACAGCAGCAGCUCGCCGCUGCCGCUCGCAUGCCGGGAUCCAUGCAGAACAGCAUGGCCGCCAACAUGCCCGGUGCUCAGAGCGCCGCCUGGCAGCAGCAGCUCGCCAACCAGCCGCCGUCCAGUAACGCCGGCCUCCCGCCAAGCGCCUUCGCUAACACGCCCAACGCCUUCCACAUGCAGCAGCCGCGCAUUCCCAAGAUGCCGCAGGGCGGCGCACCCUUCGUCUCUAAUCCUGUAGGUCGUCCGAUGGUGGGCCUGAACCCCGGGCAGCAGAUGAUGCAGACCAACAUGGUGGCCGCCCAGCAGAGGGCGCCACCCAACCCGCAGAGCCUGGGGCAGCCGAUGACCAAUCAGCAGGCUCAGCAGCAGCAGGCCAACCAGAACCAGACCAUCCUGCUGGCCUCGUUCGGUCAGCCGCAGGGCAGCGGUCGCCAGGGACUGCAGUGUAACCAAGGUUACCAGGUGAGCAGGACGGCCGGUCAGCAGCAGCAGCAGGUGUCCUUCGGUUACAACAUGGCGUCCGGGAGCUUCGCCGCCGAGAGCGAGCUGGUGGACUCGCUGCUGAAGGGUCAGAGCACGCAGGAGUGGAUGGCCGACCUCGACGAGCUGCUCGCCAACCACCAUUAGUCUGACACGCCCCCUCUGCACCUGGAGCACCUGAACACUGCUGAGCUCAGAGGCGGAGCCGCCGCCUUCCGUCGCCAUGAAGAGACUGCUUCUGUGUUAGCAUUAGUCACCCAGCUAACGGGACGGGAGCAGCAGUCCAGCGGCGGUGUACGCUAGCGCGCAGGUGUCGGCUCACGGCCCCGAGCGUCUCAUAAACUCACGGUGGUCGUUUUCAAACUCCCUGAUUGGCUGAGGUGACGUCACGCUCUCAACGAGUCAGCGAGAAAAAACAAGAACAAAACGCGACAACCGCCACACGAGAGAAGACGAGGCGUUCAACGCCAAGGUCGCACAGUUGUCCCGCCGCCGCCCGAGACGCUAAAGUCCGGGGGGGAAAAAAAUCAUGGUCACAAAUGAAACGUGUGACGAGCAGAAACACCAGCGUCCGUUUAAAAAACGUUACACUUAUUUAACGUCGCAACACGACACGCGCACAUUCUGCUGACUCAUCAUGGCCGACCGCUAAAGAAGAAACAAAGUAAAGAAUGUUUCUUCUUCAGUUUCAGUAAAAACACUAACAUGGUCUGUUAUGAAGGAGGUCACGGUUACACAGACAGGAAGUACUGACAGAACGGACAGGAAGUACUGACAGGACAGGAAGUACUCAGAGACACGACUGACUUUUGUUCCUAAGUUGCAGGUUUUCAGAGUCGCGAUCAUUUCCUCUGGUUCGCGUGCGUUCAUAUGAAGUCGAGGUUUUUGCGUCAGUCCAGCGUUUGCGAACUCCUCACAUUCCGAUCCACACAGCGAACUGUCGCAACAUUUACGUGAAGCUGUGGAAAUGUGUCAUUAAAAGCUUUUAUUUUGAAAUGUUAAGCUCGUAUCUCUGAUGCUACGAGUCACAAACGCGACUGCUUGAUUUGGCGCCGACUAGUGUGACAGACGGGAACUUUGUUUUAACAAAGUAACAAUCUCCGACCUGUGACCGAUUUAGGGCGGACCUGUGACCGUGACUGAUUUAAGGCGGACCAGUGACCUUGUCUGAUUUACGGCGGACCUGUGACCGUGUGUCUGUUUUACAGUAAACCUUUGACUGUGUCUGAUUUAAGGUGGACCUGUGACUGUGACUGAUUUAAGGCGGACCUGUGACUGUGACGAUU